AUGGCUGCUUGUCAUCUCCGUUCAAUCAGCUUCCCAUCCAGAUCUCAUCCUCUAACUGUUAGUAUUGAGGAGCAGCUAUACAAGUUGAAGGCAUCACAAUCUUCAUCAAUAGGCCACAAAUUGAAUGGCCUAAAGAAUUUGCUCGAGUGUGUUGAUGAUUUACUUCAACUGCCACAAGCCCAACAGACUCUGUCCCCUGAGAGGCAAAGCCAGUAUGUACAAAAUGCAUUGAAUGGAUCUCUGGAAUUGUUGGAUUUUUGUGAUUCCACAAGAGACUUUUUCUCACAGAUGAAGGAACGUGUUCAGGAGUUUGAAUUAUCUAUCCGUAGAAGAAAAGGCAGAGACUGUGGCUUGACAAGCGAAGUUGAUGCAUAUAUGGCAUCAAGAAAAAAUCUGAAUAAAGCAAUUUGCAAAUGUCUAAAAAAUUUGAAGAAAAAGGAGAGAAAUUGCACAACAGCAGUUUUGGACAGUAAUUCUGAUUUGCUGAACAUGAUUAGCAUGCUAAGAGGAGUUCAAGCAAUUGGUCUUGUGGUGUUUGAGUCGAUAUUAUCUUUCAUUUCUGAGCCAAAGGCAAAAUCAGUGCCCACUGGCUGGUCUGUCAUCUCAAAAUUAUUGCAAACCAAGCGCGUCUCAUGUGAAGUGGAAAUUGAGGUCAAUGAAGCAGAGAAGAUUGAUGCUGAAUUGCUCAUCUUGAAGUCAAGCAAAGAGAUCAGUCUUUCACAACUUCAAAACCUUCUUAAAGAAUUGGAAGCAUUUGAGUCAAGCAUUAAAGAGGCAGAAGAGGAGCUGGAAAGCAUCUAUAGGCGAUUGGUGAAAACCAGAGUAUCCCUUCUCAACAUUCUGAAUCAUUAG
Molecule: messenger RNA, 852 nt
Organism: Manihot esculenta (cassava)
Lineage: Eukaryota; Viridiplantae; Streptophyta; Magnoliopsida; Malpighiales; Euphorbiaceae
Exons: 1
Coding region: 1-852 (283 amino acids)
Biological process (GO): shoot system development; root development
Source: RefSeq, a predicted model, not a curated record